Molecule: messenger RNA, 2037 nt
Organism: Juglans regia (Persian walnut)
Lineage: Eukaryota; Viridiplantae; Streptophyta; Magnoliopsida; Fagales; Juglandaceae
Product: denticleless protein homolog
Exons: 17
Coding region: 141-1676 (511 amino acids)
Biological process (GO): proteasome-mediated ubiquitin-dependent protein catabolic process
Cellular component (GO): nucleus
Molecular function (GO): protein binding; protein-macromolecule adaptor activity
Source: RefSeq, a predicted model, not a curated record
UCGCGCCAAACCCAUAAACAAUAAAACCAUCUGAUCGACACACACCUCCAUCUUCCUCUCCUUUUCAUCCUUUCCAACUUUCCAUAUCACUCCCAACGCCAUUACUCUAUCGCUCUCUGUGCAGCUACAGACUAAUUCUAAUGGAGAGCUCAAGCCCCCGAUCAUUCUUUCGGAAGAUCAGAUCCAGAGAGCUAAGCGGAUUCAGAGUCCGAAAGCGACCGUAUAUUAGCGACGCCGCAUCGGAUAUAAUCGAAAUUGGAGCUGUGACUGUUGAACACUGCGGCGAUGAGACUCCGCCGUUGGCCAUCUCAUUCUGCGAGAAUAUUAAGAAUUCGCACAUCCUUGCCGUGUCCGAUGAAGACGGGUACGUGAGCUUGUUCGACACUCGCCGCAAGUUCUCUUGCUCCGCAUCUCACCAAGAAAACGCAGAGAAAGCCAAGGUUUGCGACUGGGUCGCGCAUCACAAUGCCGUGUUCGAUGUACGUUGGAUUAAGGAAGACGCUCAAAUUCUGACGGCUUCUGGUGAUCAAACCGUGAAGGUAUGGGAUGUCCAGGAAAUGAAAUGCAUUGCAGAGUUGAUGGGGCACACUGGAAGUGUAAAGUCUAUAUGUUCUCAUCCAACCAAUCCUGAUAUUGUUGUCUCCGGUUCAAGAGAUGGGUCCUUUGCUCUGUGGGACUUGAGAUGUAAUUCUAAUUCCAGAAGUGUUCACGGGGAGCUUUGCUUAGGUUCGACUGCUGUGGUUAAAGGAGCACAUCUUCCCCCUCGAGCAAAACGGAUUAGGCGGGGCAAGGCAGCUUCCAUGAGCAUUACAUCGGUUCUUUAUCUCAAAGAUGAGGUUUCAAUUGCUACCGCGGGAGCAGUGGACAGCGUUUUGAAGUUCUGGGAUAGCAGAAAUUUGAAAAGUGUGGUAACACAGACAUGCCCUCAUCCCCAGUCAACCGAAAAGGAAAGAAGAUUACAUGGUAUAUCUAGCUUGUCCCAAGAUUUGAAUGGGGUGUUUCUUUCAGCCUCAUGCAUGGACAAUAGAAUAUACUUGUACAAUUUACUUCAGCUUGAAAAGGGACCUUUGAGAUCUUUCUCUGGAUGCCGGAUAGAAUCGUUUUAUGUAAAGUCGGCAAUCAGCCCUGAUGCGACUCACAUAAUCAGUGGUUCUAGUGAUGGAAAUGCCUAUAUUUGGCAGGUGAACAAACCGCAUGGGGAUCCCGUUGCAUUGAAAAGCCAUGAUGGAGAAGUCACAGCAGUAGAUUGGUGUCCUUUCGAGGAUGGGCAGAUAGCAACUUGUUCAGAUGAUUUCACGGUUCGCAUGUGGAACACCCAGAACAGUAUUUGCUCGAGCACAGGAUCCCCCCCAUCUUCCAAUCGAAGGAGAGUAAUGGCAAUCCCUAGUGUGGAAUGUAGAAAGCUUAUGGUAAAUGAACCAAGUUGUCCUAAAGAGGAUCCAGACAGUUGGUCUCCUUCCAAUGAUGUAUUACACCAAAAUAACUCAUCCUACACAAUCAUCAUGCCCAAAAUCAGCACUCCUGAGGCCCAGAAGAAAAGAUUUUUCUCUGGUUCUGAUUUAAAUGAGGCAUUUGAGAAAACCCCUGAAGCUACAGUGAAGAGCCCAUCUUCUGUCUUGAACCCGCCUUCCUCUACAAAACGAACAAUCCGAGAUUACUUUCAUGCGGCUUCAUAAUUUGAUGGUUUCUAUUUUUGGGAUAAUUAUCGGAGUUUUUACAGUGAAGUCUUCUUUAAUUCGCUGCUGGAUCAAUGACUUGACGAACCGAGGAGCUGGUGCAUCACUCUUUUUUCACAUUAUAGGUUGCAUCGGAAACUGCAAGUGAGAGAGGCUGCAGGAUUUUUUGACUAUUAUAUCUCGUCAAUUUUCCCUCGGGAUUCAGGUCAACUCGGAAUUGAACAAAAAUAUGCACCAGACGGGAUAGAUGUACAUUCUUAUAAAUUACAAAGAGUUUUUGGAGUUAUCAAAAUCUAUGAAGCUCAUUCACAUGCAUGAAUUUAUCGUGUAAAAUAGUUUUUUUUUUUUCAGGGAGUUAAAC